Messenger RNA from Eupeodes corollae, 3219 nucleotides. RefSeq lists its product as uncharacterized. The coding region runs from base 1 to 3219 and encodes 1072 amino acids. The record is from RefSeq and is a predicted model, not a curated record. The transcript has 2 exons. NCBI's taxonomy places the organism in Eukaryota, Metazoa, Arthropoda, Insecta, Diptera, Syrphidae.
AUGUCGGGAUUCAUUGGACGAAUUGAAUAUUUUAAUACUGGUGAUAAUUUUAAUAGUUAUAUUGAACGACUUAAUCAUUUGCUUAAGCUCAAUAAAAUAACGACAGACGAUGAUAAGGUUUCGUUUUUAAUCGGUGUCGGAGGAGGUGAUUUGUAUAAUAUAUCGAAAACAUUGGUGGCUCCAAAAAAGCCAGAUGAUCUAAAAUAUGACGAGCUUGUACAAAAAUUGGUAGCACAUUUUGAGCCCAAGAAAAAUAUUACCGCUGAGCGUUAUAAAUUUUUAAAUAGAAACCAAGAACUAGAUGAAAGUGUCUCAGAUUUUAUUGUUGCUAUUAAGCAGCUGGCAGAAGGUUGUAAAUACCUUGAGUUUUUAAAUGAAGCUUUGAAAGAUCGUCUACUCAUGGGACUCAAGAACAAACGAAUACAGUCCAAAUUAAUCGACGCUGAUGAAUUAACAUGGGAAAAAGCAUGUGAAAUAGCUUUGAAUAUGGAGCUAAUCGAGACAGAGAUGGCGAAUAUGAGUGGUGGUUCGGCAGUGGCUGUAAAUUCGGUGAGGAAAAAACGUAGUGAUGGUGACAGAGAUUCCAGGAGUACAACAGUACGACCCCUCGGUGAGCAUGCGGUUCGUGGUAAUUCAAGGUCAAGAAUGAGAAAUUUUGAUAAGUUACAAUGUCAUUUUUGUAAAAAGUGGGGACACACACAGAAAUAUUGUUAUAUGAAAAACCGUAAUAACAGUUAUUUUAGAAAUCGUUCAAAGAGUAGAAAUAGAAAUAAUUCGUAUAAUGCUCAAAGAAACAAAAUCAGUGCAGUUAAUGAUUCUGAUGUUGAAGAAAACUCAGGUUUAGGUUAUUUAAAUAACGUGAUAUAUGAUAACAGUAGUGCAUUAUUUAUACAUGUAAUAUGUAAUGGCAAGCAAUUGAAGAUGGAAAUUGAUUCUGGUGCAUGCACGUCUGUUAUGCACAUAAGCACAUGGAAAUCACUGUACCCAAAUACAGAAAUAAAAGAAUAUAAUAGAAAUCUUAACGUCAUUUCAGGGGGAAAAGUCGAUAUAGUAGGUUGUGCGAUGGUGAAGGUCAAAUUAACACUGGAAGGUGAUGAGUUUGAGUUGGAGUUGGUUGUUAUCGGUGGUCCUAAGGUGUUUAUUCCAUUGCUAGGAAGGUCAUGGUUGGACAGGAUAGUUCCAUUGUGGAGGGAUAAAAUUGUAUCUGGGAACAAGUUGAUUGCUAAGGUGGAGGUCACACAAAAAUGCGUUACAGAUCUUUUUACUAAAUAUCCAAAUUUUUUUAAGGGUGAAAAAACAGUAGCCAUCCAGAGGUUUAAAGCAAAUAUAUUGCUUGAUGAAAACACAGUUCCAGUUUUUUGUAAGCCUUAUUCCCUUCCAUUUGGAGUCAAGGAUAGGGUGAAGAAAGAGUUAGAUAGGUUGGUGGCAGAAAAUAUUAUAUACCCGGUCAAAUACAGCAAUUGGGCUUCUCCAAUCGUUGCGGUAGAAAAACCAAGCGGUGAAGUUCGACUAUGUGUUGACUGUAAGGGUACCAUUAACCCUUAUGUACGAACAAAUCAUUAUCCUUUACCCAAAAGUGAAGAUAUUUUCGUUGCAAUGGCGGGUUGCGCUGUUUUUAGUGUUUUGGAUUUAGAGGGGGCUUACCAGCAAGUUGAAGUAGAGGACUCUUGCCAAGAGUUUCUCACAAUCAAUACAGAUUGGGGGCUGUUUAGGUAUAGAAGGCUAAUUUUUGGUGUAAAGUGUGCAUCAGCAAUUUUUCAAGAUAUUAUGGAUAAAAUUUUGAAUGGGUUAUCAAAAGUAAAGUGCUAUAUUGAUGAUAUAAUUAUAGGAGGAGCGAAUUUCGAUGAAUGCAAAAAUAAUUUAAGGAAGGUUUUAGAAAGGUUAAAUGAAUUCAAAGUCAGGGUUAAAUAUGAGAAGUGUAGAUUUUAUAAAAAUGAAAUCGACUAUUUGGGUCACAUAAUAAGUGAAGAUGGCAUUAAGCCAAGUACAAAGAACUUAGAAGCCAUAAAAAACGCUCCCCAACCUCAAAAUCUUACUCAAUUGAAAUCAUAUUUAGGUCUCUUAAAUUAUUAUUCCCGAUUUAUUCCAAAUUUGUCUACUGAACUGAGAUCUCUAUAUGAAUUAACGAAAAAGGAAGUAGCAUUUGAGUGGUCCAGUAAAUGUGAAGAGGCAUUCAUAAGAAGUAAAACCCUCAUUUUGCAAAAUAAUAUUUUAGCACAUUAUGAUCCUAGUAAGGAAAUAGUAUUGCAUUGCGAUGCAAGUCCGUACGGGGUCGGGGGAAUUUUAUCCCAUAUAAUUAAUGGUAUUGAAAGACCCGUACUUUUCGCAUCAAGCACUUUAAGCUCUUCUGAGCAAAAUUAUUCGCAAUUACACAAAGAGGCCCUAGCUAUAAUAUUUACAGUGAAAAAAUUUCAUAAAUACAUUUAUGGAAGAACUUUCACUAUAUAUUCGGACCAUCAACCUUUGCGGGAGAUUUUUAAUCCUAAGAAAUCUACGCCAGCUGUUGCGGCAGCUAGAAUUCAUAGGUGGGCUGUUUUUCUUAGCACAUAUCAAUACAAAAUUGAGUACAAGAAGGGUUCUCAAAUGAGCAACGCCGAUGGACUUUCCCGUCUUCCAUUACUGUAUGCUACAGGUCUAGAAAAUGAUAGCAUAAAAGCCAUACGUUCAACGAAUUACAUGAAUAUAAAUUUUGAAGAUGUUCGUCAAGAAACCGAAAGAGACUGGGAGUUAAAAAGUGUUCUCAGUAUGAUUCAAAAUGGUUUUCCCAGUUUAGUUCAGCAUAAUCUUAAAAUAUAUGUUCAAAAAAAGUUUUCUUUGUCACGAGAAGGAGGCUGUUUAUUUUAUGGAGAACGUCUUAUUAUCCCUAGAACAUUGAGAGAUUCAAUUUUAACUUUAUUGCAUGAUACGCACAUAGGAGUUGUGAGGAUGAAGAUGUUAGCUAGACAAUAUUUUUGGUGGCCUGGCAUCGAUGGCGACAUCGAGAGCCACGUUUUUAAUUGCAAAGCUUGUGUUUACUCUAGUAACAAACCCGUGUCUAGCCAUCAUCAACCGUGGCCAGAAUCGAAUUCAUUUUUUGAGCGAGUAUUGCCAAAGUGCGUCCAUUCAUUUGACUCGAAUUGCAGCAGGCAAAACUUGAAGGAACCCAACACCAAACCAUCAUCAUCGUCAUCAUACCAUCACUAUCCACCAUAUCGCCGUCGUCAUAGUCAUCGUCACUGA